Penicillium taxi is the source of this 1248-nucleotide messenger RNA. Its product is annotated as iron-containing alcohol dehydrogenase. Gene Ontology annotation, molecular function: alcohol dehydrogenase (NAD+) activity; metal ion binding. Bases 1 to 1248 code for a protein of 415 amino acids. Gene Ontology annotation, cellular component: mitochondrion. The transcript has a single exon. Lineage: Eukaryota; Fungi; Ascomycota; Eurotiomycetes; Eurotiales; Aspergillaceae. The record is from RefSeq and is a predicted model, not a curated record.
AUGGCUUUCGAAUUCGGUAAAGAAGUAUGUCGUGCGGCCUUCGAUGGCGGUGAUACACCUAAAGUCUCGUACGGAUUGCGAUUUCCCGAGGCCACUCUCCGACAUUGUGAAGAUGUCUUCUCCAAAUCAAAAAUCUACAUAAUCUGCUCAGGCUCAUUGGCGCGGAACACUGAUGCCCUCGACCGACUGCGCUCGGCGUUGGGUGAUCGCGUCGCGGGUGUUCGAGUCGGUAUCGACCCACAUACCCCUCUUACCCAAGUCCUCGAGGUGAUCAGAGAUGCUAAAGAGCAUGAAGUCGAUUGUUUGGUCACACUUGGUGCUGGGAGUUUAACCGAUGGCGCGAAGAUUGUGCGAUUCGCAUUGGCCAACUCUGCAUCAACCAUGGAGGACUUGGAUACACUCUGGGGCAACACGCAGAGCAAUCCAAAGUUCCGAGAGAAGGUACACAAGCCGACGGUUCCGCUCAUCCAUAUCCCUACAUCGCUGUCUGGGGGCGAAUACCAGGCCAUUGCUGGGGGUACGGAGUCACAGAGCAACGCUAAGCGGACAUUUUAUUGUGGUGGCGUGAAUCCAGAGCUUGUCAUCCAAGACCCAGAGCUAUGCAUUACAACUCCUCAGUGGGUGUGGCUUAGCACGGGUAUUCGAGCUGUAGAUCAUUGUGUCGAGACUCUCUGCUCUUUGGUGUCGAACGAAAAAGGCGAUGAAUGUUCAAGAAAAGCCCUCCCUAAACUAAUUUCCGGUCUCCUCCAGUGCAUGAACGAUCCAUCUUCUCUCAGAGCUCACCAUCUCUGUCAGCAAGGCGUUGUUGAUGCGAUGGCCGCCGUGUCGAGCGGCGUUCCGCUGGGUGCUAGUCACGCUAUUGGACACCAGCUUGGGCCCCUUGGUGUAGGCCAUGGUGAGACGAGCUGUAUCUUGCUGCCUGCGGUUUGCAAAUUCAACCUCAAGAUGCAGGCAAAUGUCGAGCGACAGGCCGCCGUCAGAGACUUGCUCAUGCAGCAGAGCGAGGUUCAGGAUAUCUGCAAGGCGAGAACUAAUACACUCAGUACAUUUGACCUGGGCGACGUUCUCGAUGCCGUGAUUUCGACCCUCCAAAUGCCUCGAUAUCUUGAGGACGUCAAAGUGAGCACUGAUAAUAUUUCUACACUGGCGAAAAACAGUCUUGACGACAUUUGGAUACGCACAAACGCGUUCCCUAUCACGGAAGAGGCGCAAGUAAGAGAAAUUCUCGCAAUGUGCAUGCGGCGAUGA